Messenger RNA from Periophthalmus magnuspinnatus, 1259 nucleotides. RefSeq names its product nanog homeobox (gene nanog). Gene Ontology annotation, biological process: regulation of transcription by RNA polymerase II. The record is from RefSeq and is a predicted model, not a curated record. Gene Ontology annotation, molecular function: DNA-binding transcription factor activity, RNA polymerase II-specific; RNA polymerase II cis-regulatory region sequence-specific DNA binding. NCBI's taxonomy places the organism in Eukaryota, Metazoa, Chordata, Actinopteri, Gobiiformes, Gobiidae. The transcript is spliced from 4 exons. Bases 42 to 1259 code for a protein of 405 amino acids.
AAUCCUUUUUACCUUUUCCCCUGGACGCACAGAUCUGCACAAUGGCAGAAUGGAAAACGCAGAUAAACUACAACUACAACUCCUCUUACCACGCGUACGCCUACAGCCUCAUGUACCAGCCCGGAUCAGAGCAAACCCACGUUAAUCUGAACUCAUGGGCCGAGUCCGGACUCUCAGAUCUGGGUAAUUCCACCGCGACCCAGAACUACUACCCUCCCGCUACCGCCGCACCGAGGAGCCCCGCGCAGACCCCGCCGCAGAGCCCGGAGCAGCCCGCCUACACCGCCGACGAACACUACCAGAGCACCGGGCUGGUCUACCUCGGUGACACUGAAGCGAGCAGGCUCCUUUUACCUGGACAAACGCGUGAACAUGAGGCCAGACUGACCGGAAGUGACUCCGCCAGCGACUCGGAGCCGCAAACGUCUCCAGAUUCCUGGAGCUCCGGCAGCAGUGGUGAAGGCUGUCUCCCUCAGGCUGACCCCACCACAUGGGCUCAGAAGGUGGACCUGGACGAGACGAGCAGCAGGAGCCCUGACUCUAAUGAAGAACUUCUCAUUAAAGAGGAGCCCCAAACCUACUGCAUGCUCGGCGGUGAGGGCGCUAAUGCUAUGACCACUUCUGCACCUUCAGUCGCCCCAAAGAAUCAAAGCACUACCAAAGGGAAGGUCCGGGCGUCUUUCUCCGAGAGCCAGAUGACCGCUCUGGCUCAGCGCUUCAACGUGCAAAGGUACCUCACUCCAGCGGAAAUGAAAAACUUGGCAGAAGUUACAGGGCUGACCUACAAGCAGGUGAAGACAUGGUUUCAGAAUCGAAGAAUGAAGCUUAGAAGACACCAGAAGGACAACAGCUGGGCAUCAGAGCGGUACAGUGUGCAGGACCAUGCAGGACACGGGGCAGUCUUCACCAACCUCCCCUCGCAGCCUUACGAUGGACAGACCAGACCAGCGCUGAACCAGGUGAUCGAGGCGGCCUUGAAGAAAACUGCACCUCCAAAUCUGGCCUUUUACCUGGCUGCGAUGGGAGGAGCGGCUGGGUCUACCGGUUACCCCACCUGGUCGUCCAACGCUCCCCAAAACGCCCUCCACAACAGACCCCAGGCUCCAAACUGGCCCCUGCCUUCAGACUCCUCCCAUUUCGACUACAGCGCAUUCAACCAUCCCAGUCUAGGCAAUGUUCCAGAUACAGGCUUUAGAGAGGGAGAGCAGAUCAACCGGGCAGCUCACAGCACCAUCAUUGCACAAACCGCUGUACCGUGA